AUGAACAAAACAUCUCUAUGGUAUGAAUCGUGCAAAAAAUGCACCUCCUCUGUUAACAAGAAUGACGACAACAAGAUGUGUAAAAAGUGCAACGAUGUCGUGGAAACAACUCCAAGAUAUAGGUUGGUACUAAAUGUCGUAGAAGCGAACCUCAAUGUCACAGUAACACUUUUCGAAGAUGUCGGGAUGGUUUAUGUGGGGUGCUCUAUUGAAGAAUACAUUAGAUCUAUUGAGCAGGGAGAAGAAUCAUCCGAUUAUUAUCGAGGCUUGAGCUUGCAAUCAACCACCGAAUUCCAAUUUCUCAUACAAAUAAAUCAUAAGUCUUACAACUCAAGAGGAGAGAUGAACGUGGUUGCCGAAACAAUUGCAAGAUUACCACCUAUCAAUGAUGUUGAUAUGAAAGAGAGGUCAUCGAAAUCUCCCAAAGCUCCAAGUCGUCUGCCAAAGAAUCAAGAGAUGUCACAAAAAAAGCAAGUUCAAAGAAGAAAAUGCGUCGCUGACAAGAUAAAGGAAGACGCCAAUGAUAGUGUCAUUGAAAUCGACGAUAAUGAAACAAUCAACAGUCUUAAAAAGAAAUGUGUACGGAAAAAUUCAAAAGGAAAGGAAAAGAAGACAUCCUCUCCGAUCAUCACCAUAAAGAAAGAGAAGAGUUGA
Striga hermonthica is the source of this 654-nucleotide messenger RNA. The record is from the annotation of a GenBank genome assembly. Lineage: Eukaryota; Viridiplantae; Streptophyta; Magnoliopsida; Lamiales; Orobanchaceae.